AUGAGAUACAUCCACUCCCAAGAGAGCCUGACGGUUCCCGAGAAUGUCAAGGUUCACAUCAAGUCCCGCAUCGUCACCGUUGAGGGCCCCCGUGGCAAGCUCGUGAAGGACCUGUCCCACUUGGCUGUCAACUUCUCCCAGCCGGUUAAGGGCACCAUCAACAUUGAGAUCCACCACGGCUCAAGAAAGAACGUUGCCACCCUCCGCACCGUCCGCACCCUCAUCAACAACCUGAUCGUCGGUGUCACCAAGGGCUUCAAGUACAAGAUGCGCUACGUCUACGCCCAUUUCCCCAUCAACGUCAACCUGGAGAAGGACUCCGAGACUGGUCUGUGGGAGGUCGAGAUCCGCAACUUCAUUGGCGAGAAGCUCGUCCGCAAGGUCAUCAUGCGCGAGGGCGUCGACGUCGAGGUCUCCAAGGCCCAGAAGGACGAGCUCGUCCUCUUCGGCAACUCCCUCGAGGCUGUCUCUCAGUCCGCUGCCGAUAUCCAGCAGAUCUGCAAGGUCCGCAACAAGGAUAUCCGUAAGUUCUUGGACGGCAUGUACGUCUCUGAGAAGGGCAACGUUGAGGAGGAGUCUUAA
Messenger RNA from Colletotrichum godetiae, 582 nucleotides. RefSeq names its product ribosomal protein L6. Gene Ontology annotation, cellular component: ribosome; cytosolic large ribosomal subunit. Gene Ontology annotation, biological process: cytoplasmic translation. The record is from RefSeq and is a predicted model, not a curated record. NCBI's taxonomy places the organism in Eukaryota, Fungi, Ascomycota, Sordariomycetes, Glomerellales, Glomerellaceae. Bases 1 to 582 code for a protein of 193 amino acids. The transcript has 4 exons. Gene Ontology annotation, molecular function: rRNA binding; structural constituent of ribosome.